Messenger RNA from Amoebophrya sp. A120, 6735 nucleotides. The record is from the annotation of a GenBank genome assembly. NCBI's taxonomy places the organism in Eukaryota, Dinophyceae, Syndiniales, Amoebophryaceae.
AUGGUAGUGCGAGCCCCUGAAAGCUCAGAAAUGGGCGAUCCGCCCCCUGCCGCCGGCAGUGGUGCGAGCCCCGAGAGCCUAGACAUGGUUUUUGAGGAUGUGGAGGAGAUGGAUUUGAACCUGGUAGAGGUGGAGGUGUCCUCGCGCAACAUGGGCUUAGGCACAGCACCCUCUCCGGAGCAGGUGCAGCAACAGGCGCCGGCUCUCAGCAACCGCAACCCGUCCAUCGAGCAAUCCUCGCCCGAGCGGACCUUUACUCCGACCGUGCAGCCGACAGAUGUUGACGCAAGUAGAACUACGCCUGUCAUCAACAUCUCUACGUCCAUUUCCGGACCUGAGGUCGCCGCAACUACGCCGACUGCCGUGGUGGAGCCUGCUGCUAGUCCGAGAUGUGGAGCAGAGGACCUCCUUGAAUGGAGUGCGGGUCUCGGGGAAGAUGGCGACAAGGCUGCGUCAGUGGUGCAAAGCCGCUAUCGCAACAAGAAGAAAAACCAAAACGAACCAGACGCAACAUCGGGACCAGGAGGAGCUCCGACAUCUACACCUCUGGUGCUCGAUCUCGAACAAGUCGAGCCCGAGCCUGCAGCGAGCAAAGGAAGUGCCGUAAUUGCUCCGACAACUACCGGUCAAAUAAACGUCGAGCAGGAUGAGGAAAUGCUAGGUGCCGCUUUCUUUUUGUCGCCAACAGGUACAACGACCGGCGUGCUCCUGUCGCAGGCGCCGGCAACUACUCCUAGUACCCCUUCGCCGCCAAGAUUUUUAGCCUCAGAGAACACAAUAGGCAGGGGUGAUGCUGCUACUGCCAACCAGCAGGUGUUGGCAAGCGAUCCGCAAAUGACGAGCGAUCUGCAGGAUUGGUCGCAAGCCCUGGGAGAGAAGGGCGAUGACGCAGCGCGCUCAAUACAAAAGCGGUACCGAGACAAGAGCAGAGUCGACGAGGCCCCGGUUGAGGCAAACGGGAACGCAUCUGCAGAGUCACUAGCGCCGACCGGCGGGGACGCUGGCACCGCACCUAGUCAAACUUUAGCAUCCGCAUUCGCGGAGCUUGAGGCAGCGGGUGCUAGUACCGCCAAGCCAGCUGCAGGGACAAAGAUUCCAAGCAUUCAGACGGAAAACCUUCUGCGCGAGCUCGAGGCAGGUCUGGAAGAUACUUCACCCUUAGGGGAUGUUGAUAUGGCCGUGCUGGAGAGAAAAAUUUCCGGAGUUGCGCCAGAAACCGCGGGACUGGUGGAGCAGGUACAAAUGAUUUUUUUUUUUUCAUGCCCUUCUUAUGUCUAGAAAAAAAAAAUCCAAUAGAAAUUCUCCAACGCCCCAAUAGAGAUUCUCCGUAUAGAGAAUCUCCCGCGUCGAAUCUAUCGGCUCCCGCUUUGUCUUCGGUUGCGUCUGCUCUUCGCCUUCGCCUGGCGCAAAGAAAAGCUGUCGACCUUCCUCUGGCGCAAAAGCCCACUCUCGCUUGACUUUUUCAAAAUGCUCUUUUUGUUCCGUGCCCAUGGACGGGGAAAAAAGUUCCUGUGCAUGUUUCGGCCUCUGGGGGUUCAGCUUUUUCAUUCUUUUUUUGCCCGCCGUCAGUUGCGGGGAAAGAAAGAAUAAUUCCGCACCGACCUGGCGGCCGGCGUAGGGGAAAUUGAGAAUAUUGCGCACACUGUGCGCGCGCGGGCUUCUUUUUGAGCGGCCAAACGCUCUUGCUCGCCGAUGCGCGGCAUCUGGCGGCGUGGCGGCAAUGAAAAAAAUUUCUGCGCGCUGCGUCGCGGGGGCUUUUUCUUGUGAGCAGCCGGGCGCUCCUUUUCGCCGGCCCGCGCACCACAUCAAUCUUGCGGCGUGCUGGUAUCGAAAAAUAAAUAUGCGCGCCGUCGCCAGCGCGCCGCGCUUUGUAGCGAUGCGGGAUCGAAUUCAAAAAAUUUUCGUGCGCUGCGCGCGCGCGAGUUUGUUUCUCGGAGCGGCCGCGCGCUCCCGUUGCAUGCCCGCGCGCCGCGCUUGGUGGCCAUGCGGAAUCGAAUUCAAAAAAUUUUUGCGCGCUGCGCGCGCGCGAUUUUGUUUCUCUUAGCGGCCGCGUACUCCCGUUGCCCGCGCGUCGCGCUUGGUGGCCAUGCGGAAUCGAAUUCAAAAAAUUUUCGCGCGCUGCGCGCGCGCGAGUUUUUUUUCUUUGAACGGCCGGGCACUCCCACCGCCCGCGCGUCGCGUUUGGUAGCGGUGUGGGAUCGAAUUCCAAAAAAUUUCGGGCGCUGCGCGCGCAAAUCCUUUUCUUUGAGCGGCCGCGCGCUUCCGUUGCCCGUGCGCCGCGCUUGGUGGCCAUGCGGAGUCGAAUUCAAGAAACUUUCGCGCGCUGCGCGCGCGCGAGUUUUUUUUUUUUGAGCGGCCGCGCACCCCCGUCGCCCCCCCGCGCGCCGCGCUUGGUUGCGAUGCGUGUUGAAGUGAAUUCAAAAAAUUUUCGCGCGCUGUGUGCGCGCGAGUUUCUUUCUUUGAGCGGCCGGGCACUCCCACCGCCCGCGCGCCUCGUUUGGUGGCGGUGUUGGAUCGAAUUCCAAAAAAUUUCGCGCGCAGCGCGCGCGCGCGUUUUUUUUCUUUGAGCGGCCGCGCACCCCCGUCGCCGGCCCCCCCCCGCGCGCCGCGCUUGGUGGUGCUGCAUGUGGAAGUGAAUUCAAAAAAAUUUCCCUCGCUGCGCGCGCGCGAGUUUUUUCCUCUGAGCGGCCGGGCACUCCGAUCGCCCGCGCGCCGCGUGUUGUGGCGGUGUGGGAUCGACUUCCAAAAAAUUUCGCGCCCUGUGCGCGCGCGAGUUUUUUUCUCAGAGCGGCCGCGCACCCCGGCCGCCCGAGCGCCGCGCGUCCCUGGUGGCGAUGGGUAUGGGGCCGAAUUCAAAAAAAUUUCGCGCGCUGCACGCGCGCGAGUUUUUCUCUCUGAGCGGCCGCGCACCCCCGUCGCCCGCGCGGCGCGCCUGGUGGCGCUGGAUGCGGAAUCGAAUGCAAAAAGUUUUUGCGCGUCUUUUUCCUUGGCCGGUCGCGUAUUUCCGUACGUCGCCCGCGCUUCGCGCUUGGUGGCGAUGUGGGGUCGAACUACAAAUUUUUUGCGCGCUGCGCGCGCGCUUUUUCUUCUACUGGGCGGCCGCACACUUCUUUGCGCGCGCCACACAUGGUGGCGCGUUUGCUGGGAUUGAAAAAAAGUUCUCGCGCAUUGUGGUCGCGCGCGCGGAGUGCGGAGGGGAUGGGUUAAAUUCUCUCGCGCGGGCUGCAGCCGUGCGUCGUGGUUGGAUCGAUGGAAUGGGAUAAAUUCUCCUGCGUUCUUGCGCGUCUGGUGUCCGUUUUUUCGAGCAGGCGGCGCGCGCUCCUUUUCGUGCGCCGCGACCCCCCGGCGUUGUUUGCGGGAAUGAAAAAAAAAACUCCUUGCGCUCCGCCCGCCUGGGCUUUUUCUUUCGUGCUGGCUGCCUUUUUCUGCGCGCCGCACCUAGGCGGCGGCGGACCGACGUUGUGGGGGCCAAAAAAAAAUUCGCGCGCUGCGCGCGCGGGCCACCUCUCGGGCAGGCGCGUGGGUGCUCUCGCGUGCCGUGUCUGGCGCCGUGGGUGGGAGGCCGCUAAGUGGGUCCAUCAAAGAUUUUCGAGGAGCGCCGCGCGCUCCUACGUUAUCGCGCGCCACACCUAGCUGGUGUGGGCGUGCGUCGCGAAGUUAAUCGUGCGGGCUGCCGCUAGACGGCCGGGCUGCGCCCAGGCUUUGCAGGCUAGCCAAGCCUUGGUUGAGAGGCUGGCAGACUAGCACCCAGGCUUUGCAGGCUAGCAAAGCCUGGGUGCCAGGCUGGCAGGCUAGCAAAGCCUGGGCGCCAGGCUGGCAGGCUAGCAAAGCCUGGGCGCCAGGCUGGCAGGCUAGCAAAGCCGGGGUGCCAGGCUGGCAGGCUAGCAAAGCCUGGGUGCCAGCAGGCUGGCAGGCUAGCAAAGCCUGGGUUGCCAGCAGGCUGGCAGGCUAGCAAAGCCUGGGUGCCAGCAGGCUGGCAGGCUAGCAAAGCCGGGGUUGCCAGCAGGCUGGCAGGCUAGCAAAGCCUGGGUUGCCAGGCUGGUAGCCAGGCUUCCUGGGUUGCUGGCUGGCAACCUAGCAUCUCAGAUAGAGAAUCUCUAUCCCAGAUAGAGAUUCUCUAUCCCAGAUGGAGAAUCUCUAUUUGGGAUGGAGAAUCUCUAUUUCGGCUUCGCCACUGGUGGAGGAGCUGCUGAAAUAUAGUAAAAAACAUGUGGGAAAACAGUAAGAAACAGAAAAAGAAGAAAAAAGAAAGAAAAAGAAAGAAAGAAGAAGAAAAAAGCGAUACGCUUUAUCGAGAAUUUCUAUUUUCCUCAGAGAAUCUCUAUUUCAAAUAGAGAUUCUCUGAGAUUUUCUAUUUCGAGAGCCUUGAUCAUUGCUGUAUCGAUCUCGUAUUGAAUGCCACUGACGUGGUGUCGUAGUUUCUUCUGCCUUGUUGAUUUCUACAACUCAUUCUUGUUUUCGGCGACACUGGUGCACGUCCAACUCAGUCACUGGUUGUGCCAGUAGCUCCUCUGCCGAUUGACGAUACGACUGGUCGGAAACAGUGCGGCCGCUAUAAUGCGUCUUUAGCGUGUUGUUCUUGCUCUUGGUAGAAGUUACUUUUACCUAUCAACAUCAUCGGUUAUUUAUGAUUGUUUGUCCUCGUAUUCAAAUCUUGCAGGCGGUUCCAGCCCCACCAGCCCGGUUAGCAGAGCUUCCGCGCGCGACGGCCAAUACCCCCUUACGUGAGGAUUCCGGAUUUGUCGAGCAGCCAUCAACGCUCCAGGAGCCGCGCACGCCGCGGGCACCAAUGACUCCGCGAACCGUCCAACUCGUACCCACGGCCCCACCACGACCUCUGGUUCCCGCCAUUCCGCGAUGGACCACGUUUCAGGACUAGCAAAUGUCAAAAUGUCUGGGUCUGGAAGGAUGCAACUUGUGAUCCUGUAUUUGGAUUCCAAAAAAAUCUGUAGUGCAUGAGUAGCAAACGGAAUGCAAUUUUUGCUACGCUGAGAAGGCAUUUGUCAUGCGGAAUAGGCAUCAAGAAGCCCUCAGGAAAUCUGUAUUGCUAGGGCGUGCAUCGCAGACAUCAUGGCUCAUGCAAGACGUGCGUCACAAGUUUCAGAAUCUUCCAGACCCAGACAUUUUUACAGUUGAUAAGGACCACGCAAGUACGAAAACGACCGGAGCUUUGUACACGCCGCGGGACCGGUAUGGAAGCGUCAGGUUUGAAAUCGUCAAAGUUGAAAAAAUUUCUCAUGCAUAAAAUGGAUGCCAGUUGGAACCCAGUUUCUACGUGGCGCAAGACAAAUUUCGGUGGUCCCUAAAUCCGCUUUGUCAUGCUGUUUGGGCAAAGAAGAGCGAUUUUCUCAUGCUAUUUUAGCAGCUCGAGCUGUAACCCCAAACAGGCUUACAAUCGGCCUCACUUGCCUGCUCUGCAACGCACGUGCCUCGGGUCAUGCAUUUUAUGCAUUGCAAAUUAUUUCAACUCUGACGAUUUCAAACCUGACGCUUCCAUAACCGGCUGGCCCGACGCCGCGUGUACGCCAAUCGGCUGCGGAGUGACAUGUUCUCGGAUUUGAAGGCGGGCGGCAACCGAGUGCAGCCGGUGUCUCGAGACUUUCUGCUGCGGCCGCGGUUUUCGGUGGAGGCGCGGUCGCCCAUGGUUCCGCAGUGGACCCCUCCAGUCCUCCGAAACUACCACGGCGGCGGCUAUGCGCCCACCGCCCCAACUACGCCACCCGCAGCGGCGGUCCCCGCCUUUCGCAGUCGCCGCAGCAUGCUGACGAGCGGUGGCGAGCAGCCUGAGCCUCGGUCGCAGCGUGGAAUGACAAGUUCUUCGUCCCCGCGCCCCGAUAAUUUGGUUCUGGUUCGGGAUAACGUAAUGGUCGCGGACACGCGCGCGCACGCAGCCGCACUGCGUAUGAACGUGCAAAUCAAUACCGAAUUCGACAAGAACUCGCGGCCCAUCCCGAUCGGCAACAACCCCUGGAUGGUGUACUCGACGCCGAGACGUAAUUACGCCACGACGGCCAGCUCCGAGUCCCCGACGCGCAGUCUCUCUCCGCGCGCGACGCGCACAAGUGCCGAUCGCGCCCGGGAUCGGGAAGACGAGCAGCUGAAGGCGGAGAAGGCGAAGGUGUUUACUCGCAGAAUGCGGCAGGAGCAGCGCCUGCUGCUGCAGCGCCAGCAGUUGGUCCUUCCGCCGCUCCCGCGACCGCCUCUCGCUUCCGCAGUGGUUAUCCUGGAUACAAAGCCAGGCUAUACGGUCGCCGCUACCGCAGUGCCAGCGUCAGCCAGGGGCGCGAGUUCUUCUCUGGCCGGACGACCUGCAAGCCCGAGCGCGCGACACCGCCCUGCGUCUGCCAAUCGUGGCCGCGUCUUCAAAGUCGCCUCUCGUUUUGAGUGGAACCCUCAGCGACCGGAUGAGGAAGGCGUGAUUCUAGUGGACCUGCAGGAACCGGCUGAGAAUGUUGAAAUCUUACAAGUUAUCAACAGCUAGCUGCAGUUCAUUGGCAUGAUCGCGGAUAUUUUUCUUGAUGGAGUUUCCUGCAGGUCGUAGUUGUCCUGCGCACUACUUACUUUUUUUUUGAACGUGCUGGGUGGAGUGACUUCACCUUGUAUGACGUCACGUCGGGGAGAGGACUUUAUUCACGAAUAAAGCACAUGUGUCACAAGAAGUCUAGAAGUAGUAGAGUACAUGAUUUCCACUUCGUCGAUGAAUAUUUUGUCGUGUAUUUCCUCUGAACAUUUUCC